AUGUCUACCUUCGGCAAAGCAACGUUCGACACCGCCGUUUACGCAACCUCGCGCCCGACGUAUCCUCGCUCCCUCUUCGACUUCAUCUUCCGGUAUCACGAGCGAAACAAGGGGGCGCGCUGGGACAGGGCACUAGAUCUGGGAUGCGGAACAGGGCAGGCGACGGUCGAGCUUACACCUUUCCGGAAGAUCACCGGAAUUGACCCAAGUGCGAAGAUGGUUGAGGGUGCGCGGGAGAUGCUGAGCAAGCAGACGGUGUCGACGGAACAGUUUGAUUUCGUUCAGUCUCCCGCGGAGAAGUUGGACUCUGUGGAGGAUGGAAGCGUGGAUCUCGUCAUAGCGGCGCAAGCCGGUCACUGGUUCGACUGGAACAAGAUGUGGCCUGAACUCUCUCGGGUGCUGCGGAAGGGUGGCAGUGCGUCAUUCUGGAUUUACUCAGAGUUCCGCGUUUCUCGCCAUCCUUCGCUAACCCCACUCAUCAACCAAUAUGCACAAGGCACAGACAAGCUCAACUCCGUAGGCCCCUAUUGGCAACAGCCCGGCAGGUCGAUUCUUGAAAACCACCUACUUGACAUACCUGAGCCCAACACGAUCGUCCCAGGCGGGUUCAGCGACUUUGAACGCGUGUUCUUCACCGGCUCGCAUUACCCCGACCUUCCUUCGCCACGCUCCGUCAUCCUGCGCAAGAAGAUGACCUGGCUCGAGUUCUAUGGCUACCUUCAGACGUGGUCGUCCCUGCACACUUUCCGCGAGGCGAACCCGUCCGAUGCGAAGCAGCCCGAAGGCGACAUCGCUACGCGAUUCUACAAGGCACUCAUGGAAGGCGUACAGCGCGAGUCGGGCGACGGUACGAAGGAGGUGAAGGAGACGGACGAGGUGGAUAUCGAGUGGCCGGUUGCGAUGAUGAUGGUCAAGAAGGCCUAG
Coniophora puteana RWD-64-598 SS2 is the source of this 924-nucleotide messenger RNA. RefSeq names its product S-adenosyl-L-methionine-dependent methyltransferase. The record is from RefSeq and is a predicted model, not a curated record. Gene Ontology annotation, molecular function: S-adenosylmethionine-dependent methyltransferase activity. The coding region runs from base 1 to 924 and encodes 307 amino acids. Lineage: Eukaryota; Fungi; Basidiomycota; Agaricomycetes; Boletales; Coniophoraceae. The transcript is spliced from 5 exons.